AUGGCUGCUUAUAUUGCUACCCAACGCCACGAUCUUCCGCUCUACGCCACGACGGAGAUCUGCUCGGGCGGGACGUAUAUCGUGACUGGUGCCAACGUCGGCCUUGGAUUCGAGGCCUCCAAGCACCUUGUGGCACUUGGUGCCGCCAAGGUUAUCAUGGCCGUCCGGAACAUCAGUGCCGGAGAAGCCGCCAAGGCCAAGAUCGAGGAGGCCACCGGAACGACUGGUGUUGCUGAGGUCUGGGUCCUCGACCUGGCAAGUUAUGAUUCCGUCAAAGCAUUUGCCAAGAAGGCAGAGACGGAGCUCGAGCGUAUCGACGCCCUAAUUGAGAAUGCAGCGGUCGCGAUGGCUGGGAGUGCUCUGCCCGAAGGUCACCUUGCGCCGAUUACUGUCAAUGUGCUUAGCACCUUGCUUCUCGGAGUCUUGCUGUUACCCAAGAUGAGCGAGAUCGCUCGUAAGUUCAACAUCGAACCUAAACUUGCCUUCGUCUCAAGCACGGUUGGGUUCGAUGCCAAGGAGGAUUGGGAUAACGUCAAAGACGAUCCGUUGCGAAAGAUCAGUGCGGACGAAACCUUGGCUAUGAAAAUAUAUCCGCUUUCCAAACUCAUGGAGUCUUUUGCAAUCCGCCAGCUCGCAGCCAUCAACCCUGUGGCUCGCACAGGAGUCGUUAUCAAUUUCAUCUGCCCUGGCCUUUGCAAGACCGAACUGAGCCGGGAUAUGCCACAAGCUGUGCGCGAGAAGUUCGACCCUCAGCUUGCACAGCAUGGACGGACGGCCGAAGAUGGCAGUCGCACGCUCUUGGCAGGCGCUGUCGCUGGCAAGGAAAGCCAUGGACGCUUGAUGGAUUCCUGCGAAAUCGACGAGUAA
Molecule: messenger RNA, 867 nt
Organism: Ilyonectria robusta
Lineage: Eukaryota; Fungi; Ascomycota; Sordariomycetes; Hypocreales; Nectriaceae
Product: putative short chain dehydrogenase/ reductase
Exons: 2
Coding region: 1-867 (288 amino acids)
Source: RefSeq, a predicted model, not a curated record